CCUCACUCUCUCACACACACACACACACACACGCCGCACGUCUAACACAUCAGCUGCUCUCCUCUGACCGACCGAGCCACGGAGCCGCCGCCGCUGCCACUACUGCUGGAUUUACCCACGAACAAAGGAAGAGCACGAACAGCCGCUCCAUCCUGGGAAAGUCAGUGAUGGUCAGUGCUAGUUAGAGCCUGCGGCAAAGGAUGUCUGCUACAGAUUCGGAUAACUCCAUUGACUGGCUGGCGAGUGACAAUGAGGACAGCGAGAGCGAACGGGAGACUGACCCGUGUACCAGAACGCACAGCCAGACAGAAGCUCCUCCAACCCCGAGAGCCCUGCCACACCUGGGCCCGACUGACUGUGAUGUGAAGAAGGGUGACAGGAAGUGGAGGGAGGUCCGGGAGCCCUGCAGCGCGGGAUCCCCUCCUGGUCGCAUGGAGACGUACGACGGCGCCAUUGGAUUGUGUAAAACACACGGAGAGAAAACAAAUGGCAGAAACACUCAGCAAGCACUAAAAAGACCUCACAGCUUCACAGAGGAGGAGGAGCGCAAGGCACAGCAGCUCAAUUCCAACAUGACAGAGAAAGACCAAUUCUUCACAAGUAAGUGCAUGGACCUACAGUGCUACAUUCAUCCUCUGUCGUUAAUCUUGAAUGGUCUUCGUUCAGGGAGAUACAGAGAACGACUCAGCAGUUUCCAGGAGAGUGUGGCAAUGGACAGGAUUCAGAGGAUCAUGGGUGUCCUGCAGAACCCACGCAUGGGAGAGAAGUAUAUUAAUAUCAUUCUCAAAAUGGAGGAAAUGCUGAAGAGCUGGUUCCCUAACGUAAAACUCCAAAACCAACCGGCCGUCGCACACACAGAGACAGCCGUUCCCACCAAGAGAUCGAAGCUGUCUCCAAUGACCACCACUGCAGCCACAAGCCCUGUCACCAUGAGUGAUCCUCCAGCCGCUGCCAAAGCUCUGAGAGUCACCGACCUCACUCCUGGAGCAGCUUACUCUGCCAAUAAUCUGAAGUGGCUCCACACGUCACCCAUCUGCUCCCCCACGGCAGAGCAGGCACAGGCCAGCCCCAAACACCUGCUGUCCCCCAGAGACAGAGACUUAACCCAGGAUAACGCUGUGUCCUCUAGCACGGACACGCACACUAAGACAGACGCGGUGCCCCGAGGCCGUCCGCCGGGCAAAAUCAAUGCGCCCUGUCUGGAGAGGCUCCUUAAAUCGACAGAAAGUAUCAUCACCCGCAAGGAGACACAGGGUUUGAUGGACAGCAGCUGGUCCUAGUCCACACAGAGGGCUGGGUGUCCAGCUAUUUGCACUGCACAGCCCAGUCUAGCCUUGCCCACCUUGCCUGGAGCCAGUCAGCUUGCUUCGCCCAUUCCAGCCUUCAGGGGAGACAGUAGCCUUCAGAAGGGACAUGACACUUUCCUCUUAAACGUGGAAAGAGCAUCGACGAACACGUUGUACUCUCUGUGCGGGGAAUGUGCCCACUCUCACAUGACAAAGUGUCUGCUUAAGUUCCCUUUUGUUGACUUUUGGUUGUUUUUUUUCCGUUUGCACUUUUGAAUAGUGUGUGUUUGACUUGGCUGAGGCCGAGUGAGCUUGUGACUUCAUAAGUGAGUAGUUCCAACUGGUUUGUAGAUGCAAUAAUACGGUUUGAGUGUCUGUCAAACUGCCAUGAUGCUAGAAAGGGAAAGAGCUGCAGGUGUGCGAGUGCUGGAAGGAUGUAUUUUCAAAUAUCCAGACAUGUCAACGGUCUUCAUAUUGUUGUGCUGAAAAUGUGGGUGAAAUGUGAUGUUAUCUCAGCCCCCCUCCACUUUUAAGUUCAUUCAUGUGACUGUUACUCAUUUGUAUACUUUAUAAAUAAGUCUUUUUGGUACAACUGUUCUACC
Molecule: messenger RNA, 1888 nt
Organism: Solea senegalensis (Senegalese sole)
Lineage: Eukaryota; Metazoa; Chordata; Actinopteri; Pleuronectiformes; Soleidae
Product: circadian-associated transcriptional repressor
Exons: 6
Coding region: 201-1280 (359 amino acids)
Biological process (GO): circadian regulation of gene expression; negative regulation of DNA-templated transcription
Cellular component (GO): nucleus
Molecular function (GO): RNA polymerase II cis-regulatory region sequence-specific DNA binding
Source: RefSeq, a predicted model, not a curated record